GGGCCGGUCCCCAAGUGGAGCCCGAAGCAAGUGCUGGACGGGACCAAGGGCCUGGAUGAUUGCCUGCAGCAGUAUGUCCACAAAUUUGAACGGGAGAAGAUAAAUGGUGAACAGCUGUUGCAGAUUUCCCACCAGGAUCUUGAAGAUUUGGGUAUUACACGAAUUGGACACCAAGAACUUGUUCUAGAGGCUGUGGAUCUCCUGUGUGCACUGAACUAUGGCCUUGAAACGGACAACAUGAAGAACUUGGUUCUCAAACUGCGAGCAUCCUCCAAUAAUCUGCAAAAUUACAUCAGCAGCCGAAGGAAAAGUGCAAAUUAUGAUGGUAAUACUUCACGCAAGCCUCCCAAUGAAUUCCUUACAUCCGUGGUGGAGCUUAUUGGUGCUGCUAAAGCCUUGCUUGCAUGGCUGGACAGGGCUCCGUUUACAGGAAUUGCAGACUUUUCCUCAAUGAAGAACAGAAUCAUUCAGCUUUGCUUGGAUCUCACUACUACUGUUCAGAAGGAUUGCACCGUGUCUGACAUGGAAGAUAAAGUUCAGACUGUUUCGAAGACUUUGAAUGGAAUUUGUGAUAAAGCCAUCCGAUCAACUACAGAUCCAUUAAUGAGCCAGUGUGCUUGUCUGGAGGAGGUUCACUUAACCAACAUUAAACCUGGGGAGGGCCUGGGAAUGUACAUCAAAUCAACUUAUGAUGGAUUGCAUGUAAUUACUGGAACUACAGAAAAUUCUCCUGCUGAUCGAUCUCAGAAGAUUCAUGCUGGUGAUGAAGUGAUUCAGGUUAAUCAGCAAACUGUGGUGGGGUGGCAACUGACCAGUGGCUCUUUCAGUUUCGCUCCUGCUCCGCUGAAGAACUUGCGCUGGAAACCACCCCUAGUGCAGACCAGUCCUCUAUCAACUUCAACCCAGUCAGCAGAAACUGCCAUGGACACCUCACUGAAAAAAGAGAAACCAGCCAUUUUGGAUCUCUACAUACCACCUCCACCAGCUGUUCCAUACUCUCCUCGAGAUGGAAAGGGGAGUUUUGUUUAUGGAGGAGGCAGCAAACCCAGUCAGCCACUAUGUGGGUCCAAGGGUGCCGAAUCUCCAAAUUCUUUUCUGGAUCAGGAAAGUCGAAGGCGAAGAUUUACUAUUGCUGAUUCUGAUCAGUUGCCUGGAUAUCCUGUAGAAGCAAAUAUACUUCCAACCAGGAUGAGGGAAAAAACACAGUCCUAUGGAAAACCUCGUCCUCUGUCGAUGCCUGCUGACGGGAGCUGGAUAGCAGCUGCAGAACCUUUCUCAAGGCCCCGAGUACCAGGAAGAAAAGGUGAAGAUGUCCUGUGUAGGUACUUCAGUAAUGAAAGAAUACCCCCAAUCAUUGAAGAAAGCCCCUUAGCACAGCAUCCCUUUCCGAGGCCAGUGUCUGAAAAGCAUUUGGUGAGAGGAACAGAUUAUAUUCGAGGCAGCAGAUGUUUUAUGAAUACAGACCUCCACAACAGUGCAACAAUUCCUUUUCAAGAGGAAGGCUCUAAAAAAACUUCUGUUGCGUCAUCCACAAAAUCUUCCUCUGCAGAGCCCUCGCUGUUGGUCAGCUGGAUCACAAGACUUAAGUUGUUGACUCACUGACUAUUGUUCACAGACUUGUAACAAGUGCCUUUGUUCAUCAGUCAGGCUUAUCUGCUUUUCAGCUUAACCAAUGCCUAGUGACUAAUGUGAUAUUCUUUUCCUGGAGAAUUUUACGUCUUUCCAUUUUCUUUGUGAUUUCUGAUGGAUCAGAGAGGGUUUUAUAGUGCUAGGAGAGAAGAAAAGAU
This is a messenger RNA of Tinamus guttatus (white-throated tinamou), 1787 nucleotides long. NCBI's taxonomy places the organism in Eukaryota, Metazoa, Chordata, Aves, Tinamiformes, Tinamidae. The record is from RefSeq and is a predicted model, not a curated record.